ACAAGGUCCAGGAGCUGUUUGAUUUUGAGGCGAUGCAGAAGCGGGAGCACAAGAAGACGGACGAGGCGACCAACAUCAUGACGUUCCUCAGCGGACUCGGCUGCGCUAAGGAGCUCUUCUUGAACUUGUCAUAUGAGUUUGCCAAGGUUUUAAGCAAGACCAGCAACUCGGUGCCAAUGAGUUUGCCUAAGAAAUGCUAUUUGCGUGGGUUGCGGAAGCUGUCUCUUGGUCUGAACCACAACGACAGAGGCCUAGCUAAAGUGGUCUCAUGCCUGCUGAACAGCUCCCCAAACCUCAGCGAUCUCGAGAUCCAUGACCCUUACAAUUAUGAUGAUCGUCGCGUAAGCUCUCUUGCGCCAGAAUUCUGGGAGGAGCACGUGAGCACUGAGUGUGUUCAGAAUCACCUGUCGAAUAUCACCUUCUACAGGGCCAGCGAGAGCUUCCAGGACUGCCCUUACAUCGUGUUCUCCAAGUUUCUGGUGAUGCGCGCGAGGGCUCUCAAGAGGAUGAGCAUCAAGUACCAACGCUCCAAGGAUCAUCAUCUCUAUGCGGACGAGCUUGAGACAGUCCGAGGGGAGCUCCAGCAAUGUCCAAGGGCUUCUCCAGGUGCCCUGGUGGAAAUCUCUGCUGUUGAUCGCCUCCCGUGGUAUUAGACGAGGAGGAACUGAUGUGAGGAGUUUAUAUUUUGUUUACAUGCUGAGCGCGAUGCAACGGAGACAAUCGGUAGAAGAAGAAGACUCAAUAUCUUGUUAGCUUUAGGUGGUGCAAUCAGUAAUUUGUCUUUUAAAAUAUGGGACUGUCUAUCCCUCACUCGAGUCUCGAGUGAUUCAGAGGCUUUUCCCUAAAAUAUUGGCAAAAGGAGCAUGUGGCCCUGUGUUACUG
Molecule: messenger RNA, 882 nt
Organism: Setaria italica (foxtail millet)
Lineage: Eukaryota; Viridiplantae; Streptophyta; Magnoliopsida; Poales; Poaceae
Exons: 3
Coding region: 33-653 (206 amino acids)
Source: RefSeq, a predicted model, not a curated record